Molecule: messenger RNA, 6756 nt
Organism: Patella vulgata (common limpet)
Lineage: Eukaryota; Metazoa; Mollusca; Gastropoda; Patellidae
Product: ER degradation-enhancing alpha-mannosidase-like protein 3
Exons: 20
Coding region: 135-3596 (1153 amino acids)
Biological process (GO): carbohydrate metabolic process; endoplasmic reticulum mannose trimming; mannose trimming involved in glycoprotein ERAD pathway
Cellular component (GO): endoplasmic reticulum; membrane
Molecular function (GO): calcium ion binding; mannosyl-oligosaccharide 1,2-alpha-mannosidase activity
Source: RefSeq, a predicted model, not a curated record
AAUACAGGUUUGACAACAUGGCAGUAUCUUAAAGAAAACAAUCAGUUUCAAGAGAAAAGUUCAGGAUUCAAGCCGUCUUCCAUUAUAAUUCAGGGCUGAGGCAUACAUUUACGAAAACCUGAUUAAGUUCUAAAAUGGAUUCUCACCGUGUAUCAGAAAUUGUUGUUGUGCUGGUGGUUGUUGUUGUCAUUUUUGACAGCACUGUGGCGAUGACAGCAUACGAGAAAAGAGAACUGAAAAAUCAGGUUUUGGAAAUGUUUGACCAUGCAUACAAAUCAUAUAUGAAUUAUGCAUUUCCAGCUGAUGAAUUAAUGCCCCUGAGUUGUAAAGGUCGAUUCCGUGGCACACAUCCAAACCGAGGAGAUGUUGAUGAUAGCCUUGGAAAUUUUACCCUCUCUCUGAUUGACAGCUUAGAUUCCUUAGCAAUAUUAGGAAAAUUGGAAGAUUUUGAACAAGCUGUGCAGUUGGUGAUUGCUAAUACUAAAUUUGAUGCAGAUGUUAUUGUAUCAGUAUUUGAAACCAAUAUCAGAGUUUUGGGGGGUUUAUUAGGUGGCCAUGUUGCUGCAACAUCAUUUAAACGACGUAAAAAAGCUGUAGAGUGGUAUGAUGGUGAAUUAUUAGAAAUGGCAAGAGAAGUAGGAUUGAGACUUCUUCCUGCAUUUAACACAACUACGGGUAUGCCAUAUCCUAGGAUCAAUUUAAAACAUGGUAUUACUACAUAUUUAUCAGCAAAUGUCAAAGAUACAUGUACAGCAUGUGCUGGUACUAUGAUAUUAGAAUUUGCUGCUUUAAGUCGUUUGACUGGGGAUCCACAGUUUGAGGAGAAGGCACGAAAAGCUAUGGAUUAUUUGUGGCAUCAAAGACAUAGAAGUACAGAUUUAAUGGGUACUGUUAUCAAUAUUCACAAUGGUGACUGGAUCAGAAGAGAGAGUGGUGUUGGUGCAGGGAUAGAUUCCUACUAUGAAUAUGUAUUAAAAGCUUAUAUAUUAUUAGGAGAUGAAAGUUAUUUGGAUAGAUUUAAUAAGCAUUAUACAGCUGUUAUGAAAUAUAUAAGUCAAGGUCCCUUACUAGUAGAUGUUCACAUGCAUAAACCACAAUCACCAUCUAAAAACUUUAUGGAUGCUCUGUUAGCAUUCUGGCCAGGUUUACAAGUCUUAAAAGGUGAUUUGGAUCCAGCUGUAGAAACACAUGAAAUGUUAUACCAGAUUGUACAAAGACAUAAUUUCUUACCAGAGGCUUUCACAACAGAUUUUAGAAUACAUUGGGGUCAUCAUCCAUUACGACCUGAAUUUGUGGAAUCAACAUAUUUUUUAUAUAAGGCUACAGGUGAUCCAUAUUAUUUAGAAGCUGGUAAAAAAGUUAUAGAGAAUUUAAAUGAACAUGCUAGAGUACCAUGUGGUUUUGCUGCUUUAAAAGAUGUUACCUCAGGCACACAUGAAGAUCAGAUGGACUCAUAUGUUUUAGCUGAAACAUUUAAAUAUUUAUAUUUACUAUUCUCUGAGAAAUCUGAUCAUGUAUUAGAAGUUGAUGAUUAUGUAUUUACAACAGAAGCUCACAUUCUACCAUUAACAUUAUCAGUAUUCAAUUCUUCACAAGUACAAUUAAAGAUUGAUAGAGAAGCUUAUAGUAAAUUAAAAGAUAUACAGUCUAAUCCUACAACAGACUGUUAUAAAUCUACACCAUUUGAUGAAGAAGCAGAGGAUCACAAUACUUGUCCUAAUUUUCACAUUACAUCAGCCGGUGGUUCUAACUUUGCUCAUGAUUUACGUCAUCCUAUGAAAGAUUUAGUCAAUAGAGUCAGUCCCAAACCUAAUAGAAAUUCUCAGCGUUUAAAAGCUAUAGAGUUUAUAGCUGGUAAUAAAGAACAGUUGGAACAGUUAAAUCAGAUGGGUAUUAGAAUAGCUACUAUGAGUGAUGGUAGAGUUCAAUUAUUACAUACAGCAUCUGAGGCUGCUACACCAGAGGAUGCUGAAGAUGGUAUGAGAUUUAUGCAGGAAAUGAUAGAAUUGUCUAAAAAACAGAAACCUGAAGCUCAACAUGAUCCUAUGUAUGUACAGAUGGUUAGUCAACCGUAUUAUGGUAGUGUUUAUUAUAAAGCUGGACCAGCACAGUUUGGUUAUGAUCUGAAAGCAUUACCUCCAGUACAAGGUAAAUUAGGUGUAGCUGAUCCUAUCAAAGCAUGUACAGCAUUUAAUAAUAUAGAUGAUUUAGGUGGUAAAAUUGUUAUAAUAGAGAGAGGAGAUUGUAUGUUUGUUGAUAAAGCCAGGAAUUUAAUGCAUGCUGGUGCAAUUGGUGGAAUAGUUUUAGAUCAUAAUGAAGGUACAAGUGGUGAAGUACAAGCUUUAUUUGCUAUGUCUGGUGACGGCAGAGAAGAUAUAACUAUACCAAUGGUCUUCUUAUUUCAUAAAGAAGGUCAUGAUAUCCUAACAGCGUUACAAACAUUCCCUGAUUUACAAGUUUUACUUACUAAAUAUCCAAAAUCACAAGAUUCCUUUUUGCCUGGAGAAACAAAUGUAAAAAGUCCUGAGGGACCAGGAUCUAUCACAGUUACUCCUAAUGUUUAUGAUCCUACACAUCAGUAUGAUGCUGACACUGGACAACCAGUACCAUCUGAUCCCAGUAUUAAAACUGAUGGUCUUGAUUCUUCAGAUGAACAACAUAUCUUCUCUAUAAAGACAGGGUCCAAGAAAAUUCAUAUGAAAGUACACGUUUCUACUAGUCCUAAUGAGCCUACUAUAGAUUCUAAAGAACGAGAUGAUGGUGUCUUACAGUUAGAUAUUUUACCUGAUGGUUCCAAACAACUCACUUUUAAUCUGAACCAGAAGAAAUCAAGUGAUGAAAAGAAAUCCAAACCACAAUUAAAUCAAAUAUAUGUCGACCUUGUUCAAAUCUUACAAGAAAGAACAAACUUUCCCAAAUUAAGCGAUCAACCUGAAUACCUCAUAGCCAUUGCCAGAUUCCUGGAAUCAGCCUAUUUUAAUUUUGCUCAUGUAGAUUCAAAAGCAACUGAAAUGAUUGAGAAACUAGCCGCUGAAUUGAUUUUUCAAAAAACAGCCAGAGACAUCGAAGCCAUUAGGACAGGAAAAUAUGAUCUAGAUAAAAAGAAUCUGGAAGAUUCUGAUUCACAGGCAAAAAGUGAUAAAGGAGAAAAACCUUACGUGAAACUUGUUCCUCCAGAUGAGGAGUCAGGCAAAAAACAUGGAGCAAUAGUGGAUGAAAAUGGUGUUUUAAAAAUUUUAGAUGACAAUUUAGUCAGAAAUGGGAAACUAAUUAAUGACCCACUGUUAAAGAAAACCAUUGACGAAUUUGUUGAAAGUGUGCUUGGUAAAGAGUUAAAUCUUCAACCAGCCAAUCAAGUAUCUCAGGAAAAUCCCAGUGAACAAUUUCAAUCUGAAGAAAAAUCCGAAACGGCUCAAGUAUUUAAUCCUCUUAAUGACAAUUCUAAUGAUAAUAUUGUUGUAAAUGAGUAUUCAAAUAAAGACAACUUAGAAAAUAACAACUAUGCAGACAAUAAAGCCGAUUCUUCACCAACAGAAAACUACACAAGAAAUCCACCAAGCUCUCAAGAAGCAGAGAAUAAAAAAGAUGAGCUAUAAUAUUUCAACUGUGAUAAUUUGUUAUUGUUAUUAUUUUUUGUUGAUUGAUUCUAGAAUGAUUUUUUGCAAUAUUUUCUUAUAAACUCCCAAUUUUUGAAAUUGUACCAUGUUUGUAUUUCUUGAAUAAUUUGUAUCUUUAGUAAUUGCAAUGCAGUUGUAGCUAAAGCCAAAAUUGAACACAUGCCAAAUAGAAACUACUGUAAAAGAAAACAAUAUUAAUAAUGACGAGGUACAUUUAUUUCAUGAUGUAUUUUGAUUUAAUUGAGUGGUUUUAAACAUUAAUAUUUUACUUUAAUUUUUGGUUUCAAACAGAAGUUGUUCGUCUCAAAAUUGCUCCAAAAGGAAGCGGAAACAUAUAUUGUAGCCACAUUUCUGUAUCAAACAUUAAAUGUCAGGUUCAUAUGAAUUACACUUUAAGUAAUGUUUCGUAAAUAAAACAAUUAAAGAGUUCCAGGGAUAUGUUAUUCCUAAAUCUAGGGUUUAGAGGGUUAACUGUGUUUACUGUGUCAAAACAGACAACACUGCAGAAAUGAAAACUGCCAUUAGUCACCUGCAGGUUGUUUUCUUUGGAAAAAAUGUCUUUCAUAUUAACUUCCUAUUUUCUUAACCUUUAUCUAGUAUAAAUCCAACAUUUUCAAAAUAGUUUGUCAUUUGACAACCUAAAUUUUCAACACUAGUCCAAAUUUGAACUCUCGGUCAUGUUUGUGUUUUAAUUGAUAUUAUGUUUGUGUGGUGGUAAUAUUCCUAUUGUUUAAAUGAUUCUUUUAAAUUCAAAAUCGUGUAUGAAUAUAAUUUCUAAAUUGAGAUGGCAAAAAUUAUUUAACAAAGUUAUUACAUUAGUCUCAUAAAAGUCUAAUUUUUAUACACCCACAUUUUAAUGUAUUUGUAUAUUGUCAUCAGCCCUGUCUAUCUGUUUCUCAGUCACAUGCUACAAAAAUCCGUAUGUCUUUUUCAUCGCAGAGAGGAACCCUAUUGAUUUUCAACAUAUUUUUCAUGAUCACCUCCGAGUCUGGUCUAACUGUUCAUCUUGCCUGUGUAGGAAAAUAUUGUGCAUCUUCUUGUUGUGUAGGCCAACCAAAUUGAAAUAUUAUAAAGAUUAUAAUUUAAUUGAAUUGAGGAUACAUAUAUUUUCAUUUGACAGAAACCAAGUCAGCUGUUGACUGUGUAGUUUUGUUGUAAAUAUAUGAAUUUUUUUGUGAGAAGUAGAAUUUAGAAACUAAAAUAUUGGACAAUGACCAUUGGUGCAGCUUUUGUCUUGACAUAAAAAUAUUAGAAAUAAUAUAUUCAGUUACUCAUAACCUUGUACAUUUAUAAAAACCUUUACAAAUAAAGGUGUUGAUAUUUCUAUAUUAAAAAAAAGUACUAUUAUAUUAUGUAAAUAUAUGUAUUAUAGACAAUUUCCUAACAUGUACUGAUUGUAAAUUAUUUUAUUUUUAACAUUUCACUUGACCUAUAUACUUAAAAACUUAAGUGCCAGUAUUUCUAGAAAAAAUUAUGGUUUGUAAAAUGGUGUUUACCAUUUUACUCUUCAUGUUUGAUAAACUGUUUCAGUGGCAUUUAGUAAUUGCCAGAAAUACACAGGACUCAAUUCUAUGGCAUUCAAUUACUGUGCCACAUUUCGCCUAGGAUUUGUGGUCUUUAUCAAGCAAUUAUAAAAAAUGAAUGAACAUUAUAUACAACAACAUUAAUGAUGACCACCAAUUUUAAGUAGUUAAGAGAAUUGUACACAGAGUCAAAUUAAAUUUAUAGUCUCCCAGGACAUUUGUGUUACGAAUCUAUAUUUAUACACAUUGACCACCCCUGGCAUAGUGUACAGUGUUUAUUUUUGCCAUAAUAUACUUGCUAUCUAUCUUGUAGAUAUAUAUAUAUAUAUAGAUAUAUAUAUAUAUAUAUAUAUUAAAUAGAUAAAUUAGAGUACUUAUACUUUUAUUCAACAUUGACAAAUGAAAUAAUUUUUUUUAUUUUACUUCAUCUCUGGAAGAAAAGCAGCUGAUUGUGGACAUAAAGCCUAUGCCUUAAUCUGGCCCUGAUUAUAUUAUAAAUGCUGAAGAUAUAGAUUAGCUUUGUAUGGAUAUUAUAUCUUCACUCAUGUGAGAAUAUAUGUUUGUAUGGCCAGUCUUGCAAGAAGUGUAGAGGACUGGACUCCUAUCUGCACAUGUAAUAAUAUUGUAAUGUUUAACCAAAUUUAGGUGAAUAUGAAAUUUAGUGGUAUAUUUAUGUAAGUAUAGUGCUACUUAUAAAUCAAAAUAUACCUCUGUACAUAAUAGUCACAGAUAUUGAACACUGUGUACUUCUUGUAGAUAUUGAACACUUGUAGAUAUAUAAAAAGAUUUUGUAGUAAACAAUGUAAUUAUGUAAAUAAACAAAGAAUGAUGUAAACAUGUAUAUAGUAAAUAGUAAUAAUAAUUACCGUUCAAUGUUGUUAUUUAUAAUCAUUGUUGAAAAUAUUCUGUGUGUCGUAAAUGUUGAUCAAAAAAAUAAUAGGAUCUUGUAAUAUGUUUUAUCAUUGUUUGUUUGUAUCUAUGUCAUGCUGUCAUUGUAAAUAAUACAAUAACCACUGGGAAUGGACAAUAUUUUAAAAACACUGCAAAAAGAUAAUAUGUGAUCAUUUUGAAGUAUAAUUUUAAUUUAGCAGUGUAUUGUAAACCAGCCUCCAAUAAGUUGUGUUAUUUUUCCAUGCAAGUCUUGCUAUCCAGCAUUCCAACUGAAAGGUAAGACAACUUUGUUGGUGAAUAACAUACUCACAGAAAUGAUAUCAUUUUGUGGGGUGAAUUCUAACAAUGCAGAUUCAAUUUGUUUGUAAUAUGAACUUCUGACAAUCAUAUUUGUUGACAUCUGUUGUUGUGACACAUUCAGUUCACUUGUCAUAUUUGCUAAAUAAAUGUUAUAAGUUGACACAGACAUAAAAUUACCCUAAUGAUAUUAUCUUUUCGGGAGAUAUCCUUUUUUGACUUAUGGUCAUAAUCAUGAUAUAAAUAUAUUUUGUUGCACUUUUUAUACUUAUUCUUCUAAAAUAUUGUCCAGUCCAAGUGAGGAGUGUCAUGUCUCAUUUUAUUCACUGGUGAAAGAUUUUUUUUAAAGAAUAAAAUUUUUAUCAUAAUUGUAUAGAUUGUACAAUUCACGUCAGAAGCAAUUUCAAAUAAACUGGUCAAACAAUGCU